This is a messenger RNA of Lotus japonicus, 1614 nucleotides long. RefSeq lists its product as uncharacterized. The record is from RefSeq and is a predicted model, not a curated record. The transcript is spliced from 5 exons. NCBI's taxonomy places the organism in Eukaryota, Viridiplantae, Streptophyta, Magnoliopsida, Fabales, Fabaceae. Bases 217 to 1230 code for a protein of 337 amino acids.
UAAUAUGAAAAUGAAAAGAUAACGAUAUCGUUUUGCUCCAUCGCCUCUCCGUUGGGUUGGGUUGGGUUGGGUUAGGGUUUGCAGAUUUCCAAUUUCCUCGCAUUUCUCCACCGCACCGCACCGCACCCACCUCCGUCAAAUACCAAUAAAGCGUGUGAUUUCCAUCCACCAGUUUCGUUUCGGCAAGUCUUACAAUUGUUGGUUAUAUAGCUCAAAAUGGCUCUGAUUGCCCAUCAACCACAGGGCUUGUAUGUGACGUUUUCCUCAAGGGAUUUGCCAUGGAACAAAAGGCUGAAGUUAAAGCAGUGUUUAAGUAAACAUCACUUGAUCGGAAGAGCUGAUUUUCAUUGCAUAUUAAAGCGGAGUAUUACUUUAAGUGUAGGGCCUUCUCACACUUAUGGAUCCAAGUUUAAACCUUUGAGGAUUGCAGCCUUCAAAGGUAGUGCCCAAAAUGAUAAUUCAGUUAAUAGAGCUAAUGGAUUGAAGGUGCCCAAGUCCUCUGUUCGGCUUGAAGAGAAUGGGGAAAUCAAAUCUGAAUCUCCAAAGGCCGAUGUUCAACUCUCUUGUGCCUCUGAAGCGAAUGAGAGCCUUGCAGCAUCAUCAGGUAUUAAUAAACUUUUCAAAAAGUGGUUGACAAUGUUGCGCACACCACCAUCAAAUCAAGGAGUGGAGGACAUUUUGGGAGAACCACCACCAGAGGUUUUACCAGAAACUCCACAAGGGAUGCAAAGGACUGAAAAAGAUCAGAUUUUGAAGGUGGCUUGGUCUAAGAUUCUAGCGCUGGACGCAACAUUAAAGAUUCCAUUCUUAAUAUUUGCUCCUUUCUUCGUGGCUGUUAAUGUAACUUAUGGUGCUGAAGUGUCGAAGGAGUUAACCCCUUUAUGGGUUUUGGGGCCAUUAGUUGUGGCUCUCUACAUCAUGAUAGUGCGGUGGCUUUGUGCCCUCUAUGUCUUCACCUUCAAGCAGACGGUCAAAGUACUUAAGAAUUCACCCUCUUACUGCAUUUUGGCCUUCAGCUAUGUUUUUUAUGGCAAGCUCAAAGAAGAUAUCAAAGUUCACUUUUUGCAGCCUAUAUUGAACAUAAAAAACAUGGAUUACAAAGAGCUGGCAAGAAAAAAGUUGAAAGAAUUGGCAGAAUGGAUAAGAGAGAAGUAUCUUGAUUAUGUGGAAUCAAUAUGGCCGUAUUAUUGUCGGACAAUCAGAUUUUUAAAGAGGGCUAAUCUUAUUUAAAUUAGAAAGUAAUUUUGAGGGUACUCUUUGGUACGGUUGAGAGAGCGAAAACUUUGGAAGGGGGGAGUUCUAGGAAGUUGAUUAUGUUAUGAAAUAUAAGAGCUUGCCAAUCCCAUUUUAAACUGGGGCAUUGGUGUUUUGAGGGAGCUAAUGGUCACAAGGAAGUUCUUGAUUUGAUUCCUGUUAUCUUAAAAACAUUUUAGGCUGAGGUUCUGUAAUUGUAUCAUUUUGUAAGUCAUGGUUGUAUAUUAGAUUUAUUCUGUUUGUAGUGUAAUUGGUCUUUAGCAUGGAUCUUCCUAACAAUUCCCCCACACUCGUUUUCUUCUGUAAGAUUUCUGUAUUUUUUUAGCAUAAUUGGCAUAAGGAGCUGAAUAUUCUACUUCC